GAAACUACAAAUCUCAUGGACGAGCGCACGCAGAAGCUGUCCACCAGUCAAUUGCGAGCUCGUAAAUACUCUACCAGCCAAGCAGAGCCGCCGUUCAUCCCACGUCUCGCGUCGUCUGCUCGUAGCGCCACGCCAUCGCGGCGCGCGCUGGCUCGGCGACACGUCGUCAAGUCACCCUCUCAGAGCUUGGCACGUCCGCAGGUUCGCGAGCCUACGACCACGAGUUUCGCGAGCAGAGCGGCAGCCCACCAAGCAGGCUCGUCAUCUUCGGCGAUGAGUUCCCGCGUCGCCGGAUCCGUCCUCCUCCGCCACCUGGGCCCGCGCGUCUUCGGGCCGACCACUCCUGCUGCGCAGAGGCCCCUGCUUGCCGGAGGAGAAGGGGGCGCCGUGGUCGUGUGGGCGCGGCCGCUGUCCACCUCCGCCGCAGAGGCGGCGAGGGAGGAGGCGGCCGCGUCCAAGGACAACGUGGCGAGCACCGCCGCCGCGACGGCCGAGGCGAUGCAGGCCGCGAAGGCCCAGGCCGUGCAGGCCGCCAAGGAGGGGGGCAAGAGCCCAGUGAGCAGCUACUGGGGCAUCGUGCCUGCCAAGCUGGUGAACAAGGACGGCGCCGAGUGGAAGUGGUCUUGCUUCAGGCCGUGGGAGGCGUACACGUCGGACACGACGAUCGAUCUCACCAAGCACCACAAGCCCAAGGUGCUGCUCGACAAGAUCGCCUACUGGACCGUCAAGUCGCUGCGCGUGCCCACCGACAUCUUCUUCCAGAGGAGGUACGGGUGCCGGGCGAUGAUGCUGGAGACGGUGGCGGCGGUGCCGGGGAUGGUGGGCGGGAUGCUGCUCCACCUGCGGUCGCUGCGGCGGUUCGAGCAGAGCGGCGGGUGGAUCCGGGCGCUGCUGGAGGAGGCAGAGAACGAGCGGAUGCACCUGAUGACCUUCAUGGAGGUGGCCAAACCCAAGUGGUACGAGCGCGCGCUGGUGCUGGCGGUGCAGGGCGUCUUCUUCAACGCCUACUUCCUGGGCUACAUCGUGUCCCCCAAGUUUGCGCACCGCGUCGUCGGCUACCUCGAGGAGGAGGCCAUCCACUCCUACACCGAGUUCCUCCGCGACCUCGAGGCCGGCAGGAUCGAGAACGUCCCCGCCCCGCGCAUCGCCAUCGACUACUGGCGCCUCCCCGCCGACGCCAGGCUCAAGGACGUGGUCACCGUCGUGCGCGCCGACGAGGCGCACCACCGCGACGUCAACCACUUCGCCGCGGACAUCCAUUUCCAGGGGCUGGAGCUCAACAAGACGCCUGCCCCGCUAGGAUAUCACUGACGAAUGAAUGCCCAGGCCGGCUUGUACUCUGCCAUUGUCAGUAAAGAACAAAAGUCGUUGCUAAUAUAUGUGUCGGAUAGGUAAGGUAGUGGUGCUUGAGAAAUAAAACGGCCGUAUGUAACGAGAGCUCCAAGAUUUCUCGAAGAACUAUUCGGUUCGCUAGCGAUGAACGGUGGUGCACUUCGGCUUGUAAUGGAAGUUGCUUCUGUUAGCAAAGGAUAUAUGGCGAACCAACCUAUGGUUGGAUGGUUAGCGGGACUGUGGUAUUCCCAGCCCAUCAGGGUUCAAAUCCUGGUGCUCGCAUUUAUUCCUGGAUUUAUUUCAGGAUUUUCGGCGAUGUGCAUACAGUGGGAGGAGACGUUCCCGUCGACGACGAGACGCCUACGGUGACUUCGUAAAUAUCAAGAUGAUAUGCUGGCUCAGUCUUUCAGAGGUGCUCAUAUGGGUAGGGCGUGCGUGUUUGCGUUCAUAGGGAUGAAUGUAUGCGCGUGUAUGAGCCCUUGUGUCUGUACUGAUGUUCAAAAAAAAUAUAAUGGGCUAAUGGCCCAUCAAA
Triticum dicoccoides is the source of this 1864-nucleotide messenger RNA. RefSeq names its product ubiquinol oxidase 1c, mitochondrial-like. The record is from RefSeq and is a predicted model, not a curated record. Gene Ontology annotation, molecular function: alternative oxidase activity. Bases 16 to 1311 code for a protein of 431 amino acids. Gene Ontology annotation, biological process: alternative respiration. The transcript is spliced from 4 exons. Gene Ontology annotation, cellular component: mitochondrion. Lineage: Eukaryota; Viridiplantae; Streptophyta; Magnoliopsida; Poales; Poaceae.